Messenger RNA from Labeo rohita (rohu), 2665 nucleotides. It is a transcript of the gene tecrb, whose product is annotated as trans-2,3-enoyl-CoA reductase b. Bases 401 to 1447 code for a protein of 348 amino acids. The transcript is spliced from 11 exons. NCBI's taxonomy places the organism in Eukaryota, Metazoa, Chordata, Actinopteri, Cypriniformes, Cyprinidae. The record is from RefSeq and is a predicted model, not a curated record. Gene Ontology annotation, molecular function: oxidoreductase activity, acting on the CH-CH group of donors. Gene Ontology annotation, biological process: very long-chain fatty acid biosynthetic process.
UGAGGAGAUUCCUGGACUCUGUUACGUAUGCGUGCGUCCAUAAGGCAAGUUAUAAUUAGCACAUAUUGGGAUGACUGGUGAGGAGUCGCAUUUCCUUUGGAGCUUCAAAAGAGAAAAAGGAAAAAAGAGAAUUAACUUAAUGUGAGUGAGAGAAAGAGAUGCAAGUUUUGUUGAUUUGUUCGUACGUGUGUUUUUAGGGGGGUCGGUGGCCAAUUGUACUAUAGAUGAACAAGAGAGUGACAACAGAGAAAUGGGAGGGUUGAGUUAGAGAGAGAAAGAGGGGUGGGGGAACAGACACAGAGAUUUAUUUCCACAGCUGACAGUAAAGCUCCCGUCCCACACACGUUUUUGGAGGUGAAAGAGGGACUAAUACAGAAAAGAAGUUUAAAACUCAGAAAAAAUGGAUACCUUGGCUUUAGAGGCCACACAGCCCAAAAAGGCUCAGAAUGGAGCCUUGGCACCAGUGCCUGGACCCCCCACACCUGCCAAACGCAAACCUGCUAAAAAAACUAAGAAAGCUGUGGUCUUUUUCGAGGUGGAGAUUCUGGACGCCAAGACGAAGGACAAGCUCUGCUUCCUGGACAAGGUUGAGCCCAAUGCCACUAUCGGGGAAAUCAAGUCCAUGUUCCACAAGAGUCACCCUCAGUGGUACCCGGCCCGACAAUCCAUUCGCUUGGAUCCCAAGGGAAAAUCUUUAAAGGACGAGGAUGUGCUCCAGCACCUGCCCGUGGGAACAACAGCGACCUUCUACUUCAGAGACCUGGGUGCUCAGAUCAGCUGGGUCACGGUGUUUCUGACUGAGUAUGCCGGCCCUCUGCUCAUCUAUCUGAUGUUUUACUUCCGAGUCCCGUUUAUUUAUGCGCCUAAAUAUGACUUUACCACCAGCAAACACUGGGUUGUACAUUUGGCGUGUAUGUGUCACUCCUUCCACUACGUAAAGAGACUCCUGGAAACGCUGUUCGUCCAUCGCUUCUCGCACGGGACUAUGCCUCUCCGCAACAUCUUCAAGAAUUGCACAUACUAUUGGGGAUUUGCAGCUUGGAUGGCUUAUUACAUCAACCACCCGCUGUACACACCACCCACCUAUGGAGAACAGCAGAUCAGACUGGCCCUCAUCGUGUUCCUGUUCUGUCAGAUCGGAAACUUCUCCAUCCACAUUGCCCUGAGAAAUUUACGACCACCAGGAUCUAAGACCAGGAAGAUCCCAUAUCCGACUAAAAACCCUUUUACUUGGAUCUUCCUGCUGGUCUCCUGCCCCAACUACACGUAUGAGCUGGGCUCAUGGCUGGGCUUCACUCUGAUGACCCAGUGUCUGCCCGUGGCUUUCUUCACCCUGGUGGGCUUCAUUCAGAUGACCGUGUGGGCGAAAGGAAAGCACCGCAGCUACCUGAAGGAGUUCCGUGACUAUCCCACGCUCCGCUCCCCCAUCCUGCCCUUCAUUCUGUAGGACAGAGUCAUGCAGUAUUCCCCUCGUCUUUUUAACCUAUUCUUCUUCUCUCGUCCUCCUCGUAUCCUUUCUUUUAUACUGUGUCCAUGUCCCGCUUCCAUUCGUUUCACAUGCGUCGUUCCUGCAUUUGCUAAUAUCCUGGAACAGACUCAUUCUGAAUAAUAAAGUCAGCUCAGAUCCAGAACCUCCAGAAGCUUCGUUCUAAUAGCUCAAUAUCACCCUCUAUGGGUUGGAUGAUGUCUGUCAUCUGGAGAAAUCUCAUGAAAAUGAUCUAGAGCAUGUCCAGAUCAUGAUUCAGUCAGAGAAAUAAGAAUGUGUAUUUUGCACAAAGAAAAUAGAGCACAUUUUAUGACCAUUAUGAUUUUUGACAUUAUUUUCAUAAUCAAAUGGCCUUGGUUUUCAGUACAAAAAGUAUACAAUAUGAACAUGAAGUUUGUUGUUCUGAACUGAUGAUUGUAAUAAAAUCACUUUGUCGGGAUGUUUUUUUUUUUUUUGCUGCUGCAUUAAUGAAAAUGUAAUUAAUGAAAUGUCAAUACAGGUCAUGUACUUAUAGCAAAAUAAUUUUCCCCAGACAUGGAUGUUUCAUCUUUAGAUUCCCCUAUCUUGUUAUGUAACAUCUUAAAAGGCCGGUCCACCCAAAAAUGAAAAUUCUGUCAUUUCAUAUCAAGUUGUUCCAAACCUAUGUGAGUUCAUCAGCAACUGUUCGAUUCUUCUAUAUAUCUUAUAGGUUCAACGGAAGAAAGAAUCUUGCUCAUUUAAAAAUAAUAUGAGCCUGAGUAAAUGACACAUUUUUCUUUUUGGAUGAACUAUCCCUUUAAGAAGCUUUGAAGGAAACUAGUCCAACAUGUAUUUUCAGUAUUUCCCCCCCUCUGUAUCUUGUUUGUGCUCAGCUGCUGGAAAUCAUACUGUAUUUUGAGUGUACUACAUGCUAAAGUUUGUUUUUGAGAUCUCUGAUAUGCACUGACAAUGUGACUUCAGUAAAGAUGUGUAGUUUGGCUUGUGAUACUGAGCUCAAUAACCAAAACACUAAUGAGAGGACCUGAAGUAACCGGUCAAAGACCAGCGACUGUAUUCAGCACUGCAGAGACAAGUUUACUGUGUGUGUGUGUGAUUAUUACAUGUGAAGCUAAAGGUAACUUGGCGCAGACUGCAGAUGUCAGAACUGUUUUGUUGACCUAACAAUUUAUACAAAAUAAAAAACACUGUCAUUGGUUUGCA